GUGUAACUCCCUUCCAUUCACUAUAGUGUGUGACACAGAACACCGGGGACAGCAAUGGCCGAGGUCACCCUCCUCCUAGAAGCAACGCACUUUGCAGCUGAGAAGCACAGAAGGCAGAGGAGGAAGGACAGAGAAGAGACGCCAUAUAUUAAUCAUCCUAUAGGUGUUGCUAGAAUAUUGUCUCACGAAGCUGGAAUCAGUGAUCUAGCUGUGCUACAGGCAGCUCUACUUCAUGAUACCGUGGAAGAUACAGACACAACAUUGCAGGAAAUCGAGGAGAAGUUUGGACAGGAGGUCAGGAAGAUUGUUGAGGAUGUGACAGAUGAUAAGACCUUACCAAAGAUGAAGAGGAAGCAGCUGCAGAUUGAGCAUGCGCCCCAUUGUAGUCACAAGGCCAAGCUGGUCAAACUAGCCGAUAAAUUGUACAACCUGCGAGACUUGAACCGAUGCACCCCAAAUGGGUGGUCAGAGCAACGGGUCCAAGAAUAUUUCCAGUGGGCUUUCCAGGUGGUAAAUGCUAUACGAGGCACAAACACCGCCAUGGAGAAAAGCCUGGAUCAGCUAUUUAGAGAAAGGGGAGUUGCUGCCUAACUGCA
Messenger RNA from Rana temporaria (common frog), 596 nucleotides. RefSeq names its product HD domain containing 3 (gene HDDC3). The transcript is spliced from 4 exons. NCBI's taxonomy places the organism in Eukaryota, Metazoa, Chordata, Amphibia, Anura, Ranidae. Gene Ontology annotation, molecular function: guanosine-3',5'-bis(diphosphate) 3'-diphosphatase activity. The record is from RefSeq and is a predicted model, not a curated record. The coding region runs from base 55 to 591 and encodes 178 amino acids.